AUGACAAGAAAAAAGGUUAAACUUGCUUGGAUAGCCAACAACACUAGCCGACGAGUUAGCCUCAAGAAAAGGAGGUUAGGCUUGGUGAAAAAAGUGAUGGAGCUGACAACCCUGUGUGGUAUAGAAGCUUGUCUUGUGAUAUAUAGUCCUGACGAACAAGAGCCUGUGGUAUGGCCAUCUCAAGAGGAGGCGCGGCGACUUAUCAAAAAGUUCUAUCAAGUUCCUGAGAUUGAACGCAUUAAGAAAAUGAUGAACUUGGAGACCUAUAUCAAAGAGAAGGUUUUCAUGUUGCAAGAUCAACUUAAGAAGAUGAACAGGAAAAAUAUGAAAGUUUAG
Molecule: messenger RNA, 336 nt
Organism: Gossypium raimondii (Peruvian cotton)
Lineage: Eukaryota; Viridiplantae; Streptophyta; Magnoliopsida; Malvales; Malvaceae
Product: agamous-like MADS-box protein AGL80
Exons: 1
Coding region: 1-336 (111 amino acids)
Biological process (GO): positive regulation of transcription by RNA polymerase II
Molecular function (GO): RNA polymerase II cis-regulatory region sequence-specific DNA binding; protein dimerization activity; DNA-binding transcription factor activity, RNA polymerase II-specific
Source: RefSeq, a predicted model, not a curated record